Molecule: messenger RNA, 432 nt
Organism: Prunus avium (sweet cherry)
Lineage: Eukaryota; Viridiplantae; Streptophyta; Magnoliopsida; Rosales; Rosaceae
Source: RefSeq, a predicted model, not a curated record
AUGAGGAAAGAACCUCCACAAGGAGAAGAGCUGGCCGUUGUUGCACCUCAUUGCUACUGUGGGAGGCUUGCUCGGCUGCAGACUUCUUGGACAGAGUCCAACCCACUUAGGAGGUUCUUUGUGUGUCCAAAAUCAGAGAGGGGGAAAAACGGUUGUGGGUUUUUUGUAUGGGUUGAUAUUGAAAUGCCUCGCCGUGAGAGAGCUCUGAUGGCUUGGCUGCUUAGGACAAAGAGAGAAGUUGAAGAUCAAAUUGUUGUAAAGGCCGAGACGAAUUUGGUACUUGGGACUGGGAGGCUUGUUCAAAUAGAGCAACUUCAUACGCUUUUUCAAACUGAGAAGCUUGAGAGGCUUGUUGAAACUGAGAUGCUUGAGAGGCUUGUUCAAACUAAGAUGGUUGAGUUGGUUGGUGAGAUGGUUGAGGAGCUUGGUUAG